GAUCGUUUCCUGGCCCUAUGCGACAGGUGCGGUCAUCAUGGCGCCCAGAACCGAGAAGCUGGACCCGGUUUGGGAUGACCUCGAUAGGACCAUGGGCCAAAUGUUCAUGAUGGGGUUCGAUGGGACCACAGUGACUCCACAUAUUCGAACAAUUAUCGAGGAGUUCAAGGUCGGCUCCAUUCUGCUUACUGCGAAGAAUUGUAAAUCCGCCGAACAGACUACAAAGCUUUGUUAUGAUUUGCAGAAGAUUGCCCAUGAAUCUGGACACCCGGUACCUCUAGCGAUUGGUCUUGACCAAGAGAAUGGCGGCGUCAAUAGCCUUUUCGAUGAGAUCUACAUCCGCCAAUACCCCAGCAACAUGGGUAUGGCAGCUGCAGGAUCGACCGAGCUGGCUUUCGAAGUAGCAAAAGCAACUGCGCAGGAAAUUGCUGCCUGUGGGAUCAACUGGAUAUUUGGGCCCUGUCUCGACGUCCUCACCAACGCACGGAAUCAGCCACUCGGAGUCAGAACAGCUGGCGAUGACCCCCAGGAAGUGGCUGCAUACGGCUGCGCGUUCAUGCAAGGCUACAAAGAAGCUGGGGUCGUGACACUGGGCAAGCACUUUCCAUCAUACGGCAAUCUCGAGUUCCUUGGGUCGACCCUUGAUGUCCCUAUCAUCACAGAGUCGCUGGAGCAGCUGAGUCUUAGCGCGUUGGUUCCUUAUAAGAAGGCCAUCGAAAAAGGACUCGACUCGAUGUUCGUCGGUGGCUGCGCCAUGUCCUCCGCAGGCCUGAAUGCCAUGCACGCCUGCCUCUCCGACCAGGUCAUUGAUGGACUUCUGCGAACCGAUCUACGGUUUGACGGUGUAGUCGUUUCGGAAUGUUUAGAGAUGGAGGCGCUCAGUCAUAACAUUGGCGUUGGAGGUGGUACAGUCAUGGCUGUCAACGCUGGCUGCGACGUUGUUCUUCUUUGCCGGUCGUUCGAAUUCCAGCAGGAAGGAAUGAAAGGACUGAAGACUGGAAUCGAAAACGAAGAUGUCUCCAAGUUGCGGGCAUACAACUCACUGAGGCGUGUACUCGCUCUGAAAGCAAAAUGCACAUCAUGGGAGAAGGCAUUAAAUCCUCCAGGAGUGAACUAUCUCGAGACCCUCCAGCCUUCACACACGGCGCUAUCCACAAAAGCGUAUAACAGCUCUAUCUCGGUUGUGCGCGACAAGAAUAGGCUCUUACCACUGACCAAUAUUUUGGAAAGCGAAGAAGAGCUGCUGCUACUGACUCCGUUAGUAAAGCCUUUAGCAGCGUCUGCCGCAUCGCGAGAGCUCUCUGAUGCUGCGGCUACGCACUCGCCUGAGCCUCAUGCCUGGGAACACAGCUCUUCCGUCAUGAGCGGAGAGCGAGUGUUCAGAGAACUGGGCAGGUCGUUGGCCAGGCAGCGGAACGGACGGGUGCUGCAUACUUCCUACACGGCCAACGGCGUUCGACCUGUGCAUGAAAAUCUCAUCAACCGCGCAAGCGCAAUCAUUGUGCUCACAGCAGAUGCCAAUCGCAACUUGUACCAAUCCGGGUUCACCAAACAUGUGUCGAUGAUCUGCAACAUGCAGUACACUACUGGCGGCGAGAAGCGCGAGAAGCCGCUGAUUGUAGUGGCUGUCAGUUCGCCAUACGACUUCGCAAUGGAUACCUCGAUUGGCACGUACAUCUGCACGUACGACUUCACUGAGACGGCGCUCAACUCGUUGGUGAGGGUCUUAUAUGGUGAGCUCUCACCGACAGGCACGCUACCUGGGACAAUCAGCAAGAGUCAGAAGCUGCAUCCUUCGAGACAGCAUUGGCUGGUCGAAAUCUUCAACGAGGACCGAGAUUCUAAUGCUCUCGACGCUCUUAUCAACGUAGUCAUGGAAGGUGCAGCACCGAAUCAGCGAUCAGAACUGUCAAGCGCGACUUCCAGUUCUUUUAUCCUACAUCAUCCUGAAGUUGAGGAGUCACACUUCGUGGUAAGGAACAGCAGCACACAAGCCUUGUACGGAUUCUGUUCCACCUACUUCUUCAAGUCAACAGGUACUGGAGUCAUCAGUGCGCUUUUCGUCGAUCCUGCUCGGAGAAAACUGUCCAUUGGUCACUCGCUACACAAUCGAGCCAUCCGGACGCUCUUGCAGAAAGAAGGCAUCAAGCGAUUCCAGUUAGGAUCUCGAUUGCCAAGUGUGUACCUUGGAAUCCCUACGGGUCAUGGUCCUGAGCGAAAACGCCUACGAUCAUGGUUCGCCAACCUUGGUUGGAACGCAGCCCUCUCACGUCCAAUUUGCAGCAUGGUCGCUCGGAACCUGCAGGCCUGGACUCCUCCCGAAGGAAUGGCGAAGAGCUUAGCUAGCGCUGGAGCCCAAUUUGACCUGAUAUACGGCUGGGAGUACGCAGGGCCCAUCUUGGACCACAUCAAGACCAGCAAUCGACAAGGUCUGGCCGAGGUGUACAAGCUGGCGCUUCAAGACCCUCAGGCUUGCGGCAUUAUCCGUGCCAAACGUCCAGAGGACGGAGCUCUCGUAGGCACUGUGGUGCUUUACAACCAGCAUUCACGACUCUCCGAAUAUAUACCGCCUCUCAAAGACCUCAACGAAGCAGCAGGUGGUAUUUCUUCCCCGGUCAUAUCACCCGGUGCCGGAGAGUACUCAACACUACUCCAAGGGCUCAUCCUACUUGGAAUGCGACAGAUCAGACAGCAAGGCUGUAACGCCUGCCUGCUAGACUAUAUGGAUGGCGACGGAAACUUUGACGGCUUCUCUACGAUGGGUUUCGACGUAAUGCAUAAUUUUGAGGAGGUAUCAUGCGAUGCAGCAACGUGGACUACGAUACCCCCUGCUUGAGUCUCCUACGACAUUGGUUCAAGGCGUUUUGAUAUUUAGUGGCGGCCAGUAACACAAGGCUUGUUCGAAUAAGCGACUGAUUGGGGCAUACCCGGGCGUCUAGGCGUUGCACUGUAGUACACACAUGCAAUGUAUCAAAGCUGAAUAGUUGGUGAUUGCUGCUUCAAUUGACGGCUAUUGAUGAUCUCCU
Didymella exigua CBS 183.55 is the source of this 3026-nucleotide messenger RNA. RefSeq names its product glycoside hydrolase family 3 protein. Gene Ontology annotation, biological process: carbohydrate metabolic process; peptidoglycan turnover. Gene Ontology annotation, molecular function: acyltransferase activity, transferring groups other than amino-acyl groups; hydrolase activity, hydrolyzing O-glycosyl compounds. Lineage: Eukaryota; Fungi; Ascomycota; Dothideomycetes; Pleosporales; Didymellaceae. The record is from RefSeq and is a predicted model, not a curated record. The coding region runs from base 38 to 2836 and encodes 932 amino acids. The transcript has 5 exons.